Molecule: messenger RNA, 1103 nt
Organism: Ruditapes philippinarum (Manila clam)
Lineage: Eukaryota; Metazoa; Mollusca; Bivalvia; Venerida; Veneridae
Exons: 15
Coding region: 126-1103 (325 amino acids)
Source: RefSeq, a predicted model, not a curated record
UCAAUAACCUCACGUUUAAGCACACACGGUCCCUUAUCUUUAUCUAAAUAUCUACACUUCCUUCUGACAGAUACCAAUUUUUGCGACUUUAUGCGGCUACGAUAUACGGUCAAAAUAGUCUCACGAUGAUUAAUUCAGUGAGGUCCGUCUUUGCUCUACUUUGUCUGGUUAAAAUUUCUCAUUGUUUAGAUUGUACACUAUCAAAGGAAUAUAAUGAACUUUUACAUCUUAUACAUGACGACAACUGUAUGAAUGUGGAUUUGGUGUUUCAGUACCUAGAGGAUCUAAACAAUCAGGUCGGCGUUAACUGCAGGAUAAGUGUGAUUCGUGCUCUUUCAGAGCACUUUGGAUCACAUCCUCACAUACCUCAGCAAUGUAGUUGUAAGGGCCAUUACAGACUGCAGGAAUAUCACCAGGGAUCAGGAGAUGGUGUAUCUGAUAUCAAAGACCAUUGUCUUCGGAAUGACAAUUCAUAUCGAGAUGUGUACCGUCACUUCUUUGAAUCUCAAGGGUCAAAUGGAAAUAACAUUGCAUGCAGAACACAUCAUUCAGUUUGGAAUUACCUAAGGCAUAUUUCGACCGACACAUAUUACCGCAAUUCUUGUCAGAAAGAUAUCAUAUACCAUCUAAGUUAUGCGUUUGAAAAACAUCCUGACCACUGUGUAUGCACUGCAAAUUCACAACAAACAAGUGGUCAGCAUUCUAAUGGCCACCAAGGGCAAACAGCCGAUCCAUGCAGUCAGUACAGCAGUUACAAUCGACUCCUUGACCUUGGAAAUACGAAGGACUGUUUGAGUGCAAACUCAGUAUGGCACUAUCUAGAUGAUCUCCAAGUCAAAAGUUCAGAAUGUCGUAAGAAAAUUCAGCAUCAUAUGGCCAACAAAUACCAACACGCAACUUCACAGCAUCACGAUGGGUGUACAUGUCGCGCGCGUGCAGCGCUUCAAAACCACGAAAUAUACAGAAUAAAUAACGGAAGCCUGUUUGACUGUAGGGAUCACACAAGCGGCAGCUUAUAUCAAGAUAUUGAUCACAGACUUUUUUCCAAUAUUGAAGCCCAAGGGUGUAUAAACCCCAAAAAUUACCCGAAAUUUUUUUCCUAA